Molecule: messenger RNA, 587 nt
Organism: Papaver somniferum (opium poppy)
Lineage: Eukaryota; Viridiplantae; Streptophyta; Magnoliopsida; Ranunculales; Papaveraceae
Exons: 3
Coding region: 106-375 (89 amino acids)
Source: RefSeq, a predicted model, not a curated record
AGGUAGCUUUGAAUUUCAAACCCUAAAAGCACCCUAGAGCACUUAUUUUUCUUUUCGAUUGGAAAUAUCAAAAACCCUAAACCUCUGAAAGUAAGAAGAAGAAGAAUGACACAGAAAGUAAAUCAAUUCAAAGGGCAGAAGAAGAAGAAAUCGAUUCCUCCAAGCCGUCAUGGGAAACAACUUAUUAUUCGCAAAGGAAAGAAAAACUUGAAGCCUAACAAGGUCACCCAGGAUAUGGAUACUGAUCGUGAACUGAGCAAAUUCAUUAAUAACUGCAAUGAGAUGAAAGCAGCAACAGCUGCUAACAAGGAAGGUGGUCAGCUUAGUAUUGUGAAGGCAGGUCCAGAGUCGAGCAAUGGUGGAAAGAAAAAAUAGAAAAAUGCUGAUUUGUGAUAAAUACAGUCAGUUUAUUGUGUAAAUUAGAAAGUCCCGUCUUCUGCUUAAUCAACUUUGUCCCAACAUUUUUUUUCUCUAUUGAACAUCAUUAAAUUCUUGUAAGUUGAAAAGAUAAUGCUUCGGAAAACUGAUAUUCAGGUCUUCCUUAACUCUUUAUUUUAAUGUGAGCGACACUUCAAAGUUCCGGCUAA